Molecule: messenger RNA, 2143 nt
Organism: Toxotes jaculatrix (banded archerfish)
Lineage: Eukaryota; Metazoa; Chordata; Actinopteri; Toxotidae
Gene: pcyox1
Product: prenylcysteine oxidase 1
Exons: 7
Coding region: 239-1771 (510 amino acids)
Biological process (GO): prenylated protein catabolic process; prenylcysteine catabolic process
Molecular function (GO): prenylcysteine oxidase activity
Source: RefSeq, a predicted model, not a curated record
ACGGUGCUCCGACAUGUUUCAAUCUCGACACGAGUUUAGUGAGUUAUUUCCGAUUCGGAUCUGUUUGUGGCGUUUGUCAGCGGUUCAGUUUUCUGUUUCAGUAAACGGAGGCGUUUUAGCAAAGCUUUAAAGUGAUACUGAAGUGAAACGGUGAAGAUAAAUCAUCUUCUGGAUCGACGACAGACCUCUUGCAGUGACUUUUAAAAUAAUGCUCCUUAGUGCAGAGCUCUAGAAGCCCAUGAUGAGUCUACAAACCCUGUCACUGAGAGCACUGUUGUUCCUGGGGCUUUGGCACACAGGGAGGAGAAGUCUAGCCUCAGCCCCAGAGCUGCAGGACCAGCCCAAAAAGAUAGCUGUGGUCGGAGCAGGCAUUGGUGGCACAGCAGCAGCAUAUUACCUGAGGCAGGAGUUCGGGACCGGGGUGAAGAUCGAUGUGUUUGAAUCUGACAUUGUUGGUGGGCGACUAGCGACGGUGAAGAUCGGAGAUCAUGAGUAUGAGACGGGAGGCUCAGUGAUACAUCCUUUGAACCUACACAUGAAGCACUUCAUUGAAAAAUUAGGUAUUCCUCAGAGGAAAGAUGUCUCGUCUAAAGCUGCAAUCUUUGAUGGAAAGGAGCUCACAUUUGAAGAGAGCGACUGGUUUAUAGUUAAUGUCUUUCGCAUGCUCUGGCGAUACGGGUUCAACUUUCUUCGAAUGCAGAUGUGGGUGGAGAGUAUUUUGGACAAAUUUAUGAGGAUCUACCAGUACCAGCAGUAUGGUUACUCAUUCUCCAGUGUGAACAGGCUCUUGCAUGCCAUGGGUGGCGAUAGUUUUCUUACCCUGAUGAAUCAGACUCUGGAGGAAACCAUGAUAGGAGAAGGAUUUUCCCAGAUCUUCCUUAACGAUAUUGUUGCACCCAUCACUCGUGUCAACUAUGGUCAAAGUGUCCGCAUCCACAGCUUUGUGGGGGCUGUGUCAUUAGCAGGUGCAGAUUCAGGUCAGUGGGCAGUGGAUGGAGGCAAUAAGAGAGUUUGCUCAGGACUGCUGUACCACAGUAAAAGUGAGCUCAUCCCUGCCAGAGUGACUUCCAUUGCAGUCAAGGUUCGACCUUCCAAGACAGGCACCACAGCCAGUUUCUAUGAGGUCAGUUACGUUGGGGAAUCGGGCUCAGCUCACUCUCUGUACGACAUUGUGGUAAUAGCAACGCCACUUCACCAGGGAAAGUCUGACAUCACCUUCUCAGGCUUCUCCCCUCCAAUCCCGUCUCACUAUCCUGGGCGCUACCACCAGACAGUGUCAACUCUGGUCCACGGCUUGCUUAACGUGUCCUACCUCGGGACCACACAGCCAGCCUCAGAGUUCACUGUGUCUGAUGUCUUCACCACUGACUCGAAGGGCUCCAUCAUCAACAGCCUGAGCUCCCUCGACCCCGUGCACAUCCCUGAGGGUUACAAACAACCGCCCGCCAGCCACACCAAAGUGUGGAAGGUGUUCUCUCCAGAGCCGCUGUCUCAAGAGCAGCUGCAGAACAUGUUCCUCUCUUGGGAUUCGGUGUCCGAGACUCGGUGGCUGGCUUAUCCUGAUUACCGCUCACCGAAUCGUAAGACCCCUCCCUUCAUCCUGCAUAACCGUCUGUACUACCUCAAUGCUUUGGAGUGGGCAGCUAGCUGCAUGGAGAUAAGCGCAAUCUCUGCCAGGAACGUGGCCCUGCUGGCACACCAUCACUGGCACGGACAGGCCGGCAAGAUCGACCAGGAGGACCUGCACACUCGACUGAGAGGGGAACUCUGAAAAGUGAGAAACUUGAGAUGAGAACCAAGAGCUAUAAAAUACUAUCAGUCAAAUACAGUGUAUACCCACACAGAUGCUCAUGAGCAUGCCUGCUGCACUAUAAUAACUCUCCAGUCAGGGAAAAUCCCAACAACUCUGGGCUUAUUUUUGCAGUUUUUGCCAUCAUUUCUAUUGGUCCGAUAACAAUGUACCCUCCAAAGUAAUUGCUAUGAUCUUGGAACACCAUGACAUUAGAGCUGCAACAUUAGUCGAAUAAAUGAUUAGUCAAUCGAAAGAAAAUUAACCCAGAACUAUUUUGAUAACUGACUAAUCAUUUCAGUUUACAAGGGGAGAGAGAGAGAGAGAGAGAGAGUGCACAUCUCUCUCUCUCUU